Molecule: messenger RNA, 677 nt
Organism: Colletotrichum destructivum
Lineage: Eukaryota; Fungi; Ascomycota; Sordariomycetes; Glomerellales; Glomerellaceae
Exons: 3
Coding region: 1-465 (154 amino acids)
Source: RefSeq, a predicted model, not a curated record
AUGUCCAAACAUCGUGAAACAACUCCGUGCCGUGACUUAAAAGUCCGCGUCUCCAGAUCAAACCAGAAAAGAAGCGAAACCUUUGUGACAACUUCAGCGACCCCUUCGUCACUGUUUCCCCUCCUGGGACAACACUUGCCCCUUGUUACAGAUGGACACGGUUCUUCUGACACGGCCAAGCUCAUUCUCCAUAGUAACAGCACAUCACUGCCCAAGUUGAAGGCCCCCAAAAGAAGUGACAAUCCGUCAACAACAUAUCAAGUCGCAUCGAGAUUCGAACCCCGAACUCCCUUCCCCCCCGAUCCGACACUUCCGACAAGCGACGUCCCGUCUCCCCUCCCGCCCCCUCCUAUGUUUAUGCCUCCCACCUAUGUUUCCCCAAACCUCAUCGUCAUGGCCGGCCGUACGGAACGCCGAUCGACUGGAGAUCGUCCAACGGCGCCAGAUGAGAAUUCCCUUCACUGAGAUCCCCUUGCAACCCCCGGAACCCGGAAUUGAGCCACACAGCUCCCUAGUCAUUUAACGACCGGUCAAUCGUCAUUCAUCUAUUGCCUCGCCGCCGCCAGGUCUGUGUCGGUCCUUCAAAUCGGAGUUUCUUCCCCCCCCUGUCUCCCCGUCUACUGUUAGAACACUGGACGGAAGUUUGAAGCUGCAGCUACGUCGCCCCUCUUUCGCAU